Trichophyton verrucosum HKI 0517 is the source of this 537-nucleotide messenger RNA. RefSeq lists its product as uncharacterized. Lineage: Eukaryota; Fungi; Ascomycota; Eurotiomycetes; Onygenales; Arthrodermataceae. The record is from RefSeq and is a predicted model, not a curated record. The coding region runs from base 1 to 537 and encodes 178 amino acids. The transcript has 2 exons.
AUGAUUGUCGCUGUCGUCGUCUUCAUCUAUAUCCCGUCUGAUCGCUGUGGCUAUCAACAGGAACAGGACGGCAGACUCAUCCCUCCCCCCCACGCAGCCUCACUUUCUGAGCCAUGGUUUAUUUUUCUCCCUCCCGCGAAUUUAAGCAUAUUGGACCCUCUGCACAUUACUUCUUCUCUGCUUCUGCUUCUGCUUCUGCUUCUUCUUCUUCUUCUGUGUCUCUUUUUCUUCGGGGUGGCGGGUUUACCCCGUGCUAUCAUUAUUGAUCUUCCCCCUGAACGCACAGUUACAUUGGUUACAUGCCACAGGGCUCAACAGACAGACAAGCAGGAGGGAAACAGACAUAAAAGGAACAAGAAGAAGCAGGAGAAGAAGCAGGAGAAAAAGAAACAGCAGCAGAAGCAGAUCAGAAGAGACGAGAAUAAGAAUAAGAAGAUGAAGAAGAAGAAGAAGAAGAAGCAAAAAAGGAGGCGAAGAAGGUUUGUUUCUAGAGGCAGAUCUCGCAUGUUUGACUUGAAUCAGGACGAACAGACGUAG